AGGGCUGUCUGUUGAAACUAUGGCUGGAGGCUGGUUGAGGAUUCCGAGAACCAUUCGGGGUGGAGUUUGCUGAAAGGCUAAACCUCCGAGGGGCGUUGCUGCGAGGGGCGUUUUUCCUUUCGGCGGAACCGUAGCUAACGGCUGGUAGCAACUCUGAAGCUCGGGAGGCCAUCUUGUUCGCUUCUGUUCCGCCUCCGACUACGCUUCCCAGGAGACCCUUCGGCAUCUCGCGCUCUGCCCUUUUCCUAAGGAGUGUUCAGGAACAAACAUAAAAGCCAAAGCCAUGGCGCAGGAGGCAGUCGUGUUCAGUGAUGUAUCCAUAGACUUUUCUCAGGAGGAAUGGGAAUGCCUGACUGAUGGUCAAAGAGAUUUAUACAGAGACGUGAUGCUUGAGACCUACAGCAUCCUGGUUUCCAUGGGACAUUCCAUUUCGAAACCUCAUGUGAUUUUAUACUUGGAACAAGGGAAGGAGCCUUGGUUGGGUGAUGGAGAGCUGACAAGAGGCCAGUGGUCAGUCUUGGAAUCACCUGAGACCAAGAAAUCAUUUCUGCAGAAGGAAAUUUGUGAAGUAGGCUUAUCCCCAUGGGAACUCAUGGGAAGACUUGCAAAAGGUGACAUUUCAGACUCAGGUUGCCAAGAUGAAUGGGAGUGUAAUGGCCAGGUAGAGAAGCACCCUGGCUCCCAGAUGAAGCAUUUCAGUGAGCUGAUAAUCACUUCUGAUGACAUGCCCUCUUUCAGUCAGCAUCCAUCCUUCACACUCCAGCACAUCAUUAAUAAUAAAGAGAAAUACUGUGCCACAAAAGAAAACAGGAAAUCCUUUAGGCCUGGCUCACACCUGACUCCCCAUGAGAUAAUUCAUACCAUAGAGAAGCCCUAUGAAUGCAAGGAAUGUGGUAAGACCUUUAGGCACCCCUCAAGACUGGCUCAUCAUGAGAAAAUUCACACUGGCAAGAAACCCUUUGAAUGUAAAGAAUGUGGGAAAACCUUUAUUUGUGGCUCUGACCUCACUCGACAUCAUCGAAUUCACACUGGUGAGAAACCCUACGAAUGUAAGGAAUGUGGGAAGGCUUUCAGUAGUGGUUCCAAUUUUACUCGCCAUCAGCGAAUCCACACUGGUGAGAAGCCCUACGAAUGUAAGGAAUGUGGGAAGGCUUUCAGUAGUGGGUCAAAUUUUACUCAGCAUCAGAGAAUUCACACUGGAGAGAAGCCCUAUGAAUGUAAGGAAUGUGGGAAUGCCUUUAGUCAGAGUUCUCAACUUAUUAAACAUCAGAGGAUACACACAGGUGAGAAGCCCUACGAAUGUAAGCAGUGUGAGAAGGCUUUUCGUUCUGGCUCUGAUCUUACUCGACAUCAGAGGAUUCAUACUGGAGAGAAACCCUAUGAGUGUAAGAUAUGUGGGAAGGCUUAUUCUCAGAGUUCACAGCUGAUCAGCCAUCAUCGAGUCCACACUGGUGAGAAACUUUAUGAAUAUAGAGAAUGUGAGAAAAACUUUGAUUAUGGCUCACAACUUCUCCAGCAUCAAAAUUUUCAUGCAAAACUGAAAGCUUAUUUAUCUAAACUCUGUGGUACUGGGUUCUCUAAGCACACAUCUGCUGCUCCACAGCAGAGAAUUCAGUUUGUGGAGAAACCCUACGAGUGCAAGGAGUGUGGGAAAGCCUUCAGAGUGCGCCAACAGCUUACUUUUCAUCACAGAAUUCACACAGGAGAGAAACCCUACGAAUGCAAGCAGUGUGGGAUGGCCUUUAGGCAGACCGCCCACCUCACUCGACAUCAGAGACUUCACUCUGGUGAGAAGCUCCAUGAAUGUAAGGAGUGUGGGGAAGCUUUCCUAUAUGGCCCUGACCUUAGAGUCCAUCAGAAAAUCCAUGUCGGUGAGAAGCCCUACGAGUGUAAAGAAUGUGGGAAGGCCUUCAGAGUGCGGGGACAGCUUACUCUUCACCAGAGAAUCCACACUGGUGAGAAGCCAUAUGUGUGUACAGAGUGUGGGAAGGCCUUCAGGCAGUAUGCACACCUUAGUCGCCACCAGAAGCUCAACACUGCAGACCGAAUCUAUGAAUGCAAGGAGUGUGGGAAGGACUUCCUGUGUGGCUCGGGCCUUCGGGUCCAUCACAAACUUCACACUGGUGAGAAGCCCUAUGAAUGUAAAGAAUGUGGGAAGGCCUUCAGAGUGCGCCAGCAGCUCACACUCCAUCAGAGGAUUCAUACUGGUGAGAAGCCCUACGAAUGUAAGGAAUGCGGGAAAACAUUUAGUCGGGGUUAUCAUCUAAUUCUCCAUCACAGAAUUCACACUGGCGAAAAGCCUUAUGAGUGUAAGGAGUGCUGGAAAGCCUUCAGCCGUUACUCACAGCUGAUUUCCCAUCAGAGUAUUCAUAUUGGGGUGAAGCCCUACGACUGUAAGGAGUGCGGGAAGGCCUUUCGUCUCCUCUCCCAGCUGACCCAGCAUCAGAGCAUUCAUAUUGGUGAGAAGCCCUAUCAGUGUAAGGAGUGUGGGAAAGCCUUUCGGUUGCGUCAGAAGCUUACUCUACAUCAGAGCAUUCACACUGGGGAAAAGCCCUUUGAGUGUAAGGAAUGUAGAAAGGCUUUUAGACUUAACUCUUCCCUCAUUCAGCAUCUGCGAAUUCAUUCGGGUGAGAAACCUUACGAAUGUAAGGAGUGUAAAAAGGCCUUUAGGCAGCACUCACACCUUACCCAUCACCUCAAAAUUCACAGUGUCAAAAUGUAAGACACAUUCUAUGAAUGUUGUAAUCUUCUGCCGCACACCUGUACUUGACUCAGCCUAAGAGGUUUUUCUGCUCUUAAAGGAAUGUGAUAAUGUAUACCAUUAUCGCAUUCCCCAGUCUCCAUUCUCAGACUUCUGUCUUCUGCAUAUUUGUUU
Messenger RNA from Dipodomys ordii (Ord's kangaroo rat), 2875 nucleotides. Its product is annotated as zinc finger protein 260-like. The record is from RefSeq and is a predicted model, not a curated record. The coding region runs from base 284 to 2722 and encodes 812 amino acids. The transcript has 9 exons. Gene Ontology annotation, cellular component: nucleus; chromosome. Gene Ontology annotation, molecular function: RNA polymerase II transcription regulatory region sequence-specific DNA binding; DNA-binding transcription factor activity, RNA polymerase II-specific; chromatin insulator sequence binding. Gene Ontology annotation, biological process: regulation of immune system process; regulation of cytokine production; negative regulation of transcription by RNA polymerase II. Lineage: Eukaryota; Metazoa; Chordata; Mammalia; Rodentia; Heteromyidae.